Seriola dumerili (greater amberjack) is the source of this 6424-nucleotide messenger RNA. It is a transcript of the gene kdm4aa, whose product is annotated as lysine-specific demethylase 4A-like. Gene Ontology annotation, cellular component: nucleus. The transcript has 22 exons. Lineage: Eukaryota; Metazoa; Chordata; Actinopteri; Carangiformes; Carangidae. The record is from RefSeq and is a predicted model, not a curated record. Gene Ontology annotation, biological process: chromatin remodeling. Gene Ontology annotation, molecular function: histone H3K9 demethylase activity; histone H3K36 demethylase activity. Bases 129 to 3284 code for a protein of 1051 amino acids.
AUAAUGGAGGACUGUCUUUCUUACCCGGACUGAUGAUGUCUGUAUUUCUACUGUACUACCCGUGAUCUGAGGGAAAAAAACAAGUCGUCUACAUUUUGGCGUGUUCAGAGUAACAAUCCCAAGACAAGAUGACCACAGACACACCAGCCCAAAGCAUCCCCUCCAGGAUAAUGACGUUCACCCCCUCUAAAGAGGAGUUCAAGGACUUCAGCCGGUACAUUGCCUAUAUGGAGUCACAAGGAGCACACAAAGCUGGAAUGGCAAAAGUUAUUCCCCCUAAAGACUGGAAGCCUAGACGGACGUAUGAUGACAUUGAUGACCUCGUGAUUCCUGCUCCCAUUCAGCAGGUGGUGACCGGCCAGUCAGGACUGUUCACACAAUACAACAUCCAGAAGAAACCCAUGACCGUCCAUGAGUUCCGCAAGACCUCCAACAUGGAUAAGUUCUGCAAUCCCCGAUAUGUGGACUUUGACGAGCUGGAGAGGAAGUUUUGGAAGAACCUGACUUUCAACCCUCCACUUUAUGGGGCUGAUGUCAGUGGAACGCUCUAUGAUCCAGAUGUUACUGAAUGGAACAUCGGCCGUCUCAACACCAUUCUGGACACUGUGGAGAAUGAGAGUGGGAUCAAGAUCAAAGGAGUCAACACACCCUACCUGUAUUUUGGGAUGUGGAAGAGUGCUUUUGCGUGGCACACUGAAGACAUGGAUCUGUACAGCAUCAACUAUCUGCACUUUGGAGAGCCCAAGUCCUGGUAUGUUGUCCCUCCAGAGCAUGGGAAAAGACUGGAACGCCUUGCUAAGGGUUUCUUUCCAGGGAAUGCUCAGGGCUGUGAGGCCUUCCUGCGCCACAAGAUGACUUUAAUUUCACCCUCCAUCCUGAAGAAAUAUGGCAUCCCAUUUGAAAAGGUAACUCAGGAGGCAGGGCAGUUUAUUGUGACGUUCCCAUUUGGCUAUCACGCUGGGUUCAACCAUGGCUUCAACUGUGCCGAGUCCACCAACUUUGCCACCCAGCGAUGGAUUGAUUACGGGAAACAGGCAACACUGUGUUCGUGCCGUCAGGACAUGGUGAAGAUCUCCAUGGAUGUGUUUGUGCGCAAGUUUCAGCCCAGUCGUUACAAGUUAUGGAAGGCGGGAAAAGACAACGCUCCCAUUGACCACACCAAACCCACACCAGAAGCUGCCGAGUUUCUGAAGGAGAACAAGACCGAGCCUGCAAAAGGGAGUCCCAGUGAAGCUGGAUCGGUGGAACCCACUGCUCCAGUCCAGGAGGACAAAAGUCCAAAGCUUCAGUCCGGGACGAAGCGUCUGAUUGAAGCUGUUGAAGACAUCAAACCUGAGCUUAUGGUGAAGGAGGCUGAGGCAGUGGAGCCAAAGAGGGCCAAGCUCUCACGCAAAGAGUCCCCGACUAAAGUCUCUGUCAAACCAGAUAAAGACAAAGUGAAUUUGAAGCUGGAGCCUAAGAAGGAGAAAGACUCCAGGCCACAGUCUAGAUCUCAGUCCAAAGCCAGUGCUAAGAAAACAUCAAACAGAAGAAGUCCAUCAAAGAAGGAGAAGAGUGGUGAGUCGGCUGCAGACGUCUGUCCUCCUGAGCCUGUUGAGAGCCAGGUAGUGGCUCUGUCCUCGGAGGAAGCGAGCGGCAGCGUGGAGCCUCAGCUCGGCAUCAACUGUAGCCCAGCACACAAACUGUUUCAGAGGACGCUGAGCCCUGCAGACGUCCUGCACGUCCACAGCUACGCCAAAGGUGACUACGGAGAGGGAGAAGCCCCGCCCAGGGAGGAGAGGAAGAGUGAGAGUAGUGACCACGAGAUGGAGAAAGACAACAAGCACGUUAGCAAAGCACAGGUGGCAGAAGAGGUGGCUGAGGAUGGAGAGCCAGAGAGUGAUCUAGGACAGCUGCCGGGUCACCAUCCACUCAUCAAGGACGGCAUGAGUGAUGACGAGGCUCCAGAAGAGGCCCCCCCAGUAGAGGAGGGUGGUCUGGAAGGGGAGAGUUGGGCUAAACCCCUGGCUCACCUGUGGCAGAGCAGACCCCCCAACCUGAAGAAGGAGAGGGAGUACAACCAGCGCAUGGGCUCCAAACCUCCAUACUGCUCCAUCUGCAUGUUGUUCCACACAUACCAGCAGACUGAAUGUGCCAACAGCGUGGACAGUCCUGUCAUGGUGCCUGGGGGGUGGAUGCGGACCAAACCUCUGAUCCCAGAGAUGUGUUUCACCACCACCACAGAUGAGGACUCUGAGUGUGAGCAGCAGCCUGUGACACCUCACCUGGAGGAAGAUGGAACCAGCCUCCUCAUCACCUGCUCUCAGUGCAGUGUCCGCGUCCACACCAGUUGUUAUGGUGUGGAUCCAGCCAGUGUGAGCAAGGACUGGAAAUGUGCGCGCUGCAAGGCUAAUGCCAUGACUGAGAAUUGCUGCUUGUGUUCACUGAGGGGUGGAGCCUUGCAGAAAGCCAACAAUAACAAGUGGGUACAUGUGCUCUGUGCAGUGGCUGUACUCGAGGCGCGCUUUGUCAACAUCACUGACAGAAGUCCUGUGGAUUUAAGUGGAAUCCCUUUGCAGAGAUUUAAACUGAAAUGUUACUACUGUAAGAAGCGGAUGAAGAAGGCGUCUGGCUGCUGUGUGCAGUGCUCUCAUGGCCGCUGUCCCACUGCCUACCACCCCACCUGUGCACAGGCAGCAGGAGUCCUCAUGCAGCCGGAUGAGUGGCCCUUUGUGGUGCACGUCACCUGCUGUCGACACAAAGGCCCCACUCAGAUCGAGCGCAAUAAAGCAGCCAUGCACGAGCUGACUGUGGGACAGAAGGUGAUAUGCAAGCACAAGAACGGCCGCUACUACCAGUGUGACGUGGUGCAGCUGUCUAAAGAAACGUUCUACGAGGUCAACUUUGAUGAUGGUUCCUUCAGCGACAAUCUCUUCCCGGAGGACAUUGUGAGCCGAGACUGUGCUCAGCUUGGACCCCCACCUCAGGGUGAAGUGGUUCAGGUGCGCUGGACCGACGGCCUGGUGUACGGGGCCAAGUUUGUGGCAGCUCAUGUCAUCCAAAUGUACCUGGUGGAAUUUGAGGAUGGGUCACAGCUAACAGCCAAGAGAGAUGAUGUCUACACUCUGGAUGAGGAACUCCCCAAGAGGGUCAAGUCCAGACUGUCCAAAGCAUCAGACAUGAGGUUUGAUGGGAUCUUUGAAGAGAAGGAGAUCAUCCAGGAGUCAAAGAGACAGAGAGUGAUCAACUCGCGUUACAGGGGGGACUACAUAGAGCCUGUGAUUUACAGAGCCAUCAUGGAGUAGCCUUCACUUCCUGUCUGCUCACCCAGCCACACACCAGCAGCAGCAGCAGCAGCACUGACAGACUGAACUGUGCUCACUGUACCUUAACCUAGCAGCUAGCCACUGAGAGAGUGUAGCUCCAGAUGACUUCCUUCAGCACCUGCUUCGGACUGUUUUUUAUUUUCUACUCCUCAUUCAUCUUUGUUAGGACAGUUCUGUCUGCUUUGUUAGUUUGACUGUGAAAAAGGAAACAGCAGUAUUGUUAUUUGAGUUGUUCCAUAGGACUCCACACACAGUGCAGCGCGCUGACCUGCAGCCUGGCAGUAUGUAACAGUAGGAAGCAAUAUAAACAUGACAUUCAAUAAAGUAGCAUUGUGACAGUGAGGCACCAAUAAAGAAGACGAGGCAGGUGUUAAACUUGAUGUGAAACAGCUCUUUACUAAACAGUUCAGGUGCAUAUCUGAGCUUAAAGGAUAUAUAUUUGAUUUCUUUCCUGCUGCCAUCAGUGCCUAUCACACACAACCCAACAGCUGUCAAAGUUUUCAUUCAUAUUUACAAUUUGUAAAUGCUGAACUGAUUCUUUUAAAUGAAUAACCAAAUUGUCACCUCCACAUUCUGAGAUUUCACUCAUUUGCCCAAAUUAUUAAAGGACCAGAGUUUAGUAGCCUAACACCCCUCCCCUCCCCCCUCCCUCUACAGUUGCCUUCAGGUGUUGUUGACAUGCUCCCUGUGUAGACAUGAAGGACUCAUUCUAAACUAAUGGAAACACAGUGAUUCUUAGUUUCAGGUGAUAAACAUAAUUCUGAAUAUUAUAUUCCAAUAGAUCAUUUUCAAUCUUACACACUGUUCCUUUGAGUGUAUGAUUUACUAAAUUGUGAUGAAAGUAUGAAAAUGUUUAGGGUUGCAACUAAUACUUACUUUGUUUAUCAGUUAAUCUGCCAAUUGAUGGACUGAUCAUUUUGUCUAUACAGUGUCAGAAAUAAGUGAAAACUUAUCAUCACAGUUUCAUCACAGCAUGAGUAUUUUUUCUGAUUGUUCUGUUUUUAUUCAGGUUAAUCGUUUAGUUGACUAAUCAUUUCAACUCUAGAAAUGUUAAACCUGAUACCCGCCCGGCUUCAUGGGCUCUAUUGAGUUCUGCCAUGCUGAUUUGUUUGGCAAUAUGCACCAUAUGAACAUAAUAUAAACAACAAUAAUUAAACAAAAAUUAAAGCCUUACAACUACAUAUUGACUUAGGGCCACUGUGCAGAGCCCAAUAUUACAGAAUGGGACCCAAUCUCCUUAUAGUACUAUAGUGGAGCAGGGGCCACUGGGGGUCUGGCACUUUGUCUAGUUGGUAAUCAGGCCUUCAUCCAAACCUGACCCAAGACCUGGAGCUCAAUGUCAUUCAUUACUGUCAGACGUCAGGGGAAACUGAUCGUUGCUUAUCUAACACAUAGACGUCACACUGACGAAGAACCAGACCCAACACAAGCUCCACAUGUUAAAGGCCUGUAUACAACCUGAAAGGUAUAGAACAGGUGAGGUCACAACAUGUAUUUUAUAAUUCUUUUAUACAUUUUUAUUGAUUUGAAGGAGCCACUCACUGACAGUCAGACUUUUUACAGACAGAAAUUAGACAACAUUACACUGGUAUCCUUUGAUUAAAGGAAUACUUCACCCAGAAGGUUUGUAUCAGUCAGCUACUGGAGGGAUGCACAGGAUGUUUCAGCAUGUGAUUCUUCAUUAAAAACUAAAGUGGCAGCCAUUUCUUGAAAUACAGAAGCUGCGAAAGGCCAUACUCACUCUCUAAUCCAUUAUCUUGAGAAAAAAAGCUUAUCUCUUAUCUCAAGAAAAAUAUUUAAGUGUGGCCUUUCUCAGCUUCCAUAUGAAGACAAUGAAGUUAGUUAGAUUAUUUUUAACAGUACUGGGUACAGCUUGAAGUUUUUUUUUUAAAUUAAAGAUUUAAAUUAAUUUUUAACUUUUAGAUUUUGACAUUUUUUUACGAUUUUUGCAGAUUUGUGCAUGAAACAUAAAAGUCCAAAGUUUUAAAAUGUUUUCUAAACACAAAGUAGCUGCACAUGAACAGUGUUUAAAUGACAGGAACAGCCCAGUGCAGGACUGGCUGAGUAACAGCAGUGUGACGGACACAAUCUGAUUUCAAAGGUCCACUUUCUCCCUCUUGGCUUUUAACUGCAGCCCACUGAGCACAUGAGUUGAAGUUUUAGAAGUUUUUACCUCAGAACAGUUUUUAAUUAAGAAUCUCCAGCAACUUCAGAGUAUAAACUCUGACCGCCAUCAGUCCAGACGACGUGGUUGUAACAGAAGUGAUGGAGUAUAUGGAUGAAGUAAUUCUUUGAGUGGAAGCAAUGCCAUUGAACCCACUGAUUAUUUCUCCUCUUUAACUGUAACUAUUAACUGCAUUCCUUCACAUUUGAAUAUGACAUUUAAAUAUGGCUUUUACAUGCUGACUUGUUUUUAUCAGCUUAUUUAUUAUUACGGUGCUUUAAGAAAGUAAUGGAGUCAGCAGUGACGCUGCAGAGGUUGAUGAUGUAUGUUCUAUUUUUUCUACAGUAUAUAGAUGAAUUUUAAAGAGUCCAUUCAGAUUUUUAAUGCGCUUUCUCUCCCCAGUCGUUUCCUCAGUCUUCUACUGAAAGUUGUACAUUGCACUUUUUUUUAUUUAAGUCCAGUUUGUGAGGAUGUUUGAAUAGUUGUGCGUUGCCAUUGCUAAUUUGUUAAAGGCCUGUUUCAGAAUGUUAAUUGUACAUUUAUAAAAUGUCUUACAGAUUGUGCGCCCCUCCCUGAUUGAUCACAUUGCACUUGUCACUGGGGGCCUUCAGUGUCAUCCUUUGAACUUGUUCUUAUUGUGCUGUGAGACUGCAGACUUCACACACCCUGCUCUCAUCAGUCCAGUGGAGAAGGACUUUAUUUUAUUCAUAAAGUAUCAACAGAGAUGUACAUGGGGAGGGGGUAUUUUGUAUUCUAUUUUAUUGCGUUGUUUUGUACAACAUGUUUUAUGUGUAUUUUCACAGAGACCUGUGAAGUGUAAAUGUCACGUAGUCUAUUUUAAGAUGUUACCUGUCGACACAGGAGACGAGCUGAGGCCAUCACUGUCGUCUCCUUCUGAAGAGAAAUGACUUCCAGAUUAUCAUUCAAACAUUUUGUAAAAUUCAUUUUUGUUUCA